Molecule: messenger RNA, 4488 nt
Organism: Danaus chrysippus (African queen)
Lineage: Eukaryota; Metazoa; Arthropoda; Insecta; Lepidoptera; Nymphalidae
Source: the annotation of a GenBank genome assembly
AUGGAUAUCAAGAAGCGGAUGCUAUUGCAACAUCACAUGCAGGAUAUCGUCAAAGAUCUAGACGUUAAUCACAUACUUGAUGAACUGUUCACGAAAAAUGUCAUAUCCAACGAGGAUUUCCAUCACAUAUACAACUUGCCGGAUAGGGUAGAACGUGCUAGAUUUCUCAUAGGCAUUAUACUGACCAGCAAUAAUAAUGCAUAUGAAGCUUUCGUGGAUAGCUUGCAAAAGGAUUACAAAUGGUUAUAUGAAAAGUUGUCAGUAGAAAAUAAUCAAGCCAUGAUAGAAGAUAGCUUCGAAGACUGUCUCAGUAGAGGGGAUGUACCGCGGCUGCCAGAUCAUUUUAUCAGUAGAGCAUAUUUGGAAAGGGAAUUACAUUCUAAAUUAAAAAUUCUUACGCGUCAUAAGAUCCUUGUUCUGUAUGGGAUGCCAGGUUGUGGUAAAACGGUGUUGGCUAUCAGCGUUCUGAGGAAGGAAUCAACGCUUAUUAUGAACGACUUCAACGGCGUUGUAUUCUGGCUCAACCUUAGCAACUGUAAGACUGAAGACGAUAUCAUUGCUCAACAGAACAGGUUAUACCGCAAGGCGUCGCUAAUGUUCAACCAGAAUUCGUUCAUGAAUUCAUCAAUGUCUUUAUCCAGUGCGUGUUCAAGAGGAGAUUCCUUAUCUAAUUAUGAUCAUACCAGUGAAGAAUUGAAACAUAAUUUAAAACUACAAUUUUCCGGAGAGCCCUUGAAGGAAGCCUUGCUCGUGUUGGACGAAGUCAAUGAAAAGAAUAUUCUAGAGGCUUUCGAUAUCGGCUGUAAAAUACUCGUAACUACUAGAGACAGAGAAGUCUUCGUCAACUUUGAUUCCCAGAUUGUAGAAGUAGAAAAUCACUUUUCCGAGACAGAAUCAUUAGACUUGUUUGCUUCGUGUCUUGGUGUAGAGGCUACGAAGCUACCGAGACAGGCGAAGAAGUUACACGAAGUUUGUAAAGGAAGUCCCUUUCAUAUAGCAUUGAUUGUGGCUGAACUAGCCGAAAAUAAAGAACGUCUUAUAAACGAUCCUCAGAGGUGGAAUUAUUAUAUCGAUAAGUUGAGAAAAAAGGAACUUUUCUCUCUCCCAAGACGAGAGAAACCAAUGAAGACCGUCGAAGUGUGCAUUAACUUGCUCAAACCGGACAUGCUGGCGUUAUUCAAGAUGCUAACAAUAUUGCCAUACAACACUAAGAUAUCAACUAAAGUACUCAGCAGACUGUGGAACAAAAAUAUAAUAGACGUUGAAAGCAUAACAAAACAACUGAGAAGUAAAUCAUUGAUCAUGGAGUUCUACGACAGAGACCAAAAGAAUUAUACAUACGAAAUACACGAUUUGAUCAUGAGUUACCUUAUAUCGAGUUCCAAUGAGGAGGAAGUUAAAAAUAUGCACCUGAAUUUCCUUAGAAACUAUGAUUAUGAUAGCUCGAACGGCGCGCCUAUAGAAAUAGCCGAUGAUGGAUACAUAGCGUUCCAUAUCGGUUACCAUUUAGCCAAAACGAGAAAUGCUGACAAUAUGUGGGAUUUGUUCAAUAAACUGUAUCUAGAUUUGAGAUUUUUGGGUAAUAAAGUGAGACUAACCGGUUCAGCGGAUGUUAUAUUGGAUUUGGAAACAUACGAAAAGUAUAUUACGAAAAAUUGUGAGCUUGAUACAAGACUAUUAUAUAGUAUCAAAGAAUUUCUCAUAAGACACGGGACUGAUCUCUACAGGUAUCCAUGCACGGAUAUUGUACAAAGUAUUCUACAGAAUGAAAGCAAGGGAAUCCUUUAUACUAAAGCUAGUCAGAUAGCGAAGGAGAGAUGCGCGAAAAACGAACUGUAUUUUGAGUUUUUACAUGAACAAAACGUCGAAGAAAUCAAACAUUCCACAAUAGAUGUAAAGGAGAAAAUAACUUGUGUGUGUUUCUUCUUCAAAUAUGUUCUGAUUGGAACUGCCACCGGUACUAUUAAGCUGUUCGAGCUGAACACCAACAAGCUAGUUCGUUCUCUCCAGCUUCAAUCUUCAGUACGCGCGAUGUCUCCGCGCUUGUCGUCCCCUGCAGCGCUUGCAGCGCUGGAACACAGCGGUGUGUUGCGGCUGUGGUACGACCUGCAGCCGGAAAGCGAUCACGACAGUGACGUCAUCGAAGAAGAAUGUGAAGAAAGCUUCAACAAUAACUACCUUACCAAUAAAACAAUUCAACCCAAAUUGGGACCGUUUCUGAACUGUCGCUGGGCAAAUGACUUCUUAGUAACACACACUUCGGAAAUAAUCAUAAUAUAUUCAAUAAAUGCUGAAGUACUUCAAGUGUUGGACAACUUAUCCCGUGAUGUUGAUAUCCUGUGUUGUAUUCCAUGUAACUUUGAUAAAAAUGUCAUAUAUGCAACACCUCGGAAUCUAGAAAUUGUCAAUUUGAAAACAAAAGAGAAACAAGCCUUUGAAACAACUGACAUUGUCUUAAAUAUCCUGACUGUACCCGGCAGCAACAGAAUUCUUACCUUAAAUGAACAUGAAGUCACCGAAUACGAAUUCAAAAUGUCUUUCAAACACAAAGAGAACAGAAGAGGAAAAAUUGUUGUUUCAAGCAACGCUGUUAAAGAGAAUAUAUUAUUUAUAUCGAUGGCCGUCAACAACACCGGCACACUGUUGUUCGUGUCAACAAACGACAAUAGGAUUAUUUGUGUGGAUCUGAAAACGAAUUCAUAUAUAUUUGAUCUACAGAAUAGGAGAGGGAACGUGACCUGUAUGUCUGUAUGCGAGGUGUCUGAACCGGAAUACUUAGAAGGAUCGGAUCUGUUGUUGACUGGCUCAGGACAGCACGAAGACACUGCGAAGGUUUGGUACAUGGACGCCGGCUACGUGGCCGCUAACACUCACAGAAACAGCAAAGCUCGUCUAACAACUAAAUUCGACGCUAAUUUUGUAGCUGUAACAACACCUACCGAUACUUCCACUAAUAGUUCUACAACGACGCCGAAAAGACAUCACUCGUUUGCGAAUCAACACGAGGUUGUGAAAAAAGUAGUUAAAACCACAAUGAGCCUUGACAGACAUACACUGAAACCUUUGAACUUGGACGGGAUUUGUAACGGCACUAGCAGUAAUGUGAUGCAACCUCUGUUGGCGAUUGUUGAUGACAAGAAUAACAUACAGGUAAUGCGCGGCAGGAAACUCAUAGCAGAGAUAUCUUCGUAUUCAGAUCAACAGGUGACAGCGGUUCGUAUAUCACCUUGCAACCACUACGUUAUAUACGGACUCAGUUCCGGUAUAGUGAAGAAAUUUAUUGUUCGCUCCAAAGAGAUCAAGGACAUCAUGGAUGUGAAUAGUCCCGUGAUGUAUAUGAACUUUGUUAAUAACAACAUGUUGAUAGUGGCCGGGGAGAACAAAUGUUUGAUGGCCUACAGACUGACGGAGAGUGGGGAGUGGGAACCUCUUAUGUUGAUGAGGGGCAACACUGAUCUAGGAUCACAGGAACUAUUGAAUGAUAUACAAGGAGUGAAAAAGAAACAUCAUCAGUUGUCAAGUAUAGACAGUGAGAGCAGUAUCAACUCAAGGGAGUUUUACUUUAAUUCUGUCACAUCAAAACUUUGCAAGGGAAGUAGCUUGAUAGACUGUUACUGGAUACAAGACAUGGGGCUCAUCACCAUAGAGUCAAACGCUACCAUCAAACUAUGGGACGAAAACCUGGAGUUAGAUAAAGUGUUACACGGAAAACAAACAGCCACCAUACAGUAUAAAGAAGUACGACUGUCUUGUUCUGCUUACAACAAGAAUAUUUUGGUCAUAUGUGACUACUCCAAUGAGUGUUUUCAGAUAUUCGAAUUUAAACACGGACAGAUGAAUCUGAUACAAGAAUACGAACUCAAGAAAAAGAUAUAUUCUUGUGCUCUCACAGACGAUGGAAAUAUACUGGCGCUGGGACUUGAAUCAGGAGAUGUUGUGAUAUGGAGUGUGUCUAACAAACGUCUGCUGGAAGUGUUGAAGCAUCACUCAUCGCGUGUCCAGUGUUGUUUCUUCUCUCCGUCUCCUUCAAGACGUAGUCGACCGGGCGCGCUCUCCCCCUCCACCCCCUUCACCCCCGCAGACGAUGAACCCCCACUAGUACUGGUCACUAUGGCCGCUGAUGUAGUGUGGUGGGACGUCAGCUACAUCAUACGGAGACGACUCAAUAGGAACUUGAGAACGGGAAGAACUAUACUCACACCUCUACCAAGUCCAAUGGAAUUCAAAAAUGAAAUACAAUCAGAUGAUAACGCGAACAAAAAUAACUAUUUCUUUAACGAUAACUUUUUGAAUCCAACGCAAAUGUGGAAAGCUAAUUGGAAACAUAAAACAUAUAAGGAGGGCUCAAAAAGGAAGGAAAUCCUUGCGUGUAUAAAGCUGUCAGGGAUGAACGCCAAGAAGAUCUGCCACGAUGAAAAGUUCUCCUGUUUCGUGACGGUCGACAACCCUGGACUUAUAUACAUCAUGACGCUUAUGGGUUCCGAUUAG